Punica granatum (pomegranate) is the source of this 1169-nucleotide messenger RNA. Lineage: Eukaryota; Viridiplantae; Streptophyta; Magnoliopsida; Myrtales; Lythraceae. The record is from RefSeq and is a predicted model, not a curated record.
AUGGAAGAAUUUCUAAAUGAGGAGUCCAAGCCCACGACAGGAUUGAUACGACCCGAACCAUUUUCUCCGACCCGACUCCGCUUCUAUUUUGGGCACGUUUCCCGUCAUCGAAGAGUCUCAUUCAUCGUCAUCGCCCCGAGUUCCAACUCGCCCUGUCAGACCACCGUCGUUUGUUUUGAGCUCCGAACUCGCUCCGUCACCGGCGAUGGACUACCGGUUCAGAUCGCAGAGGCGAGUCCAGAUCGACGAGCCCCAGGCUCCUCCCAAGUUCGACGACGCCGGAGACGAGCCCCGGAGGACGAUGAGGAGGAGCACAGCCUUAGGUUAAGGCCGUCAGAUAGCAAUGUCAGCGAUGAUCAGGAGCCUUUCAUGGGUUUCAAGGUCCGCAGGAAGGCGUCCCUUCACCGGGAAUACAGGGGAGACUACCUUGACGUGCCCUCGCAUCCGUCCCUGAUGAAAAUUCUGCAGAAACAAGGAGAUAAGCAAGUUCUCUUUGCUGACAAAGUCCUGAAGUUCACUGGUUCUGGGAAAAUGAAACGGCGUAUCCUACUCAUUACCGAUUUUGCAAUUUAUAUUAUUGACCCCGAGACUGAUGCCCUCAAGCGGCGAAUAGCUCUGGCAGCUGUAGAGAAGAUGUGUUUGAGUGAAUUAAGUGACAACUUCUUUGCAAUCAUAGUCCCCACGGAGUACGACUUACUCAUGGCAAGUACUCGAAAGACAGAGAUUGUAACUGUAUUGGUCGAGGCCACAAAAUCCGACUACGAACUCGAGGUGAACUUUUCCAAAGGGUUUGAGUAUAAUGCAGCUGCUGAAUUGGUCAAGGAAGUCCAGUUCGAGGAGGUCGAAGGAGGCGUGAAGACAAGAAUCUUGAGGAAGUAAAUCUCUUUGUAUACUUGGAUACUGUUUACGUCUAUACCCUACUGGGAAUUCGAUGAUCUAUAGAUGAUUGGGAACACACUUUCAGUGACCAUAUUUCGAAUAUGCCCAUUUCAUUAUUGUGUCUAGACUUGUGGAUUCGCUUCCUUUGUCUUUACUUUUUCAUUUUUUGAGGGGAGAGUGUAUUUAAAGGUGUGAGAGGUAGAUUUUCUUAGUAUUGUCGACCAACUGUUCCACGAAAUACAUUUCGUGAUAAUUUGAUUUACAUAAUCGAUGUAAAUUGUUUCUGAGCA